UGGUUCCACAAACCGUCAAUAAUGAAGUGCGUUGCUAUCUAUGCCAUUGCGGCUCUUCUUGUUGGUGCGGCAUCGGCCGGCGGCUUUGGAGGUUACGGAGGCGAUUUCGGUGGAGGAUAUGGUGGUUGGCAUGAUAACGUUGUAGUCUCGCAUGCUAAAGUGGCGAAGGUCUCGUACGUAAAAACCCCCAUUGUCUCUACGCACUAUGUGAAGAAGCCCGUCGUUUCCUAUGUCUCGAAACCCGUUAAGUCCAUCUCGUACGUGUCGAAGCCUGUAGUUUCGGUCUCUAGCGUUCCCGUUAUCUCGCACGGAUACGGUGGAGGUUUCGGAGGUGGUUUUGGGGGAGGAUAUGGAGGGGGGCACGGGUGGUGGUAGAUAAAAUUAAAUUGUGAAGAACCGAAAUCUCUGUAGAAUUCAAGUCAAUACUAUGUACAAUUGUAUACAAAUAAUGUUUAUAAUAAACUACUGCUUUAAUGUUAGACUG
This is a messenger RNA of Varroa destructor (honeybee mite), 484 nucleotides long. RefSeq lists its product as uncharacterized. The record is from RefSeq and is a predicted model, not a curated record. Lineage: Eukaryota; Metazoa; Arthropoda; Arachnida; Mesostigmata; Varroidae.